Talaromyces amestolkiae is the source of this 1773-nucleotide messenger RNA. RefSeq lists its product as uncharacterized. The coding region runs from base 1 to 1773 and encodes 590 amino acids. Gene Ontology annotation, molecular function: dipeptidyl-peptidase activity. NCBI's taxonomy places the organism in Eukaryota, Fungi, Ascomycota, Eurotiomycetes, Eurotiales, Trichocomaceae. The record is from RefSeq and is a predicted model, not a curated record. The transcript is spliced from 5 exons.
AUGUCGAAGUUUGGAGAUAUUGAAGUCUUGUUCCGGCCAACUCAGCCAUGUGAAUCAACAGAAGCACAGUACUCUGGCCUGAACCCGGUUUCAGUAAUUCUACCACCGGGCUUUCAAAAGCGUCCCAAUUGCCGUGCCUUUAAGGCUCCAACUAUAUUUGACCGAGACAUCCAAAUUCCUUUACGGGACGGAGUGAACCUGUUUGCUGACGUGUUCCGACCUGUUGAUGAACCAAAGGUACCAGCCCUUCUCGUCUGGAGUCCAUAUGGUAAGACAGGCGCAGGCUUCUUUAGCCUUGACCUUGUUCCUGGCCGUGUGGGAGUUGCACCUGAAAGACUUUCUGGCAUGGAGAAGUUUGAAGGCUUAGACCCUGCCGAAUGGGUUCCUAGAGGUUAUGCCAUUGUCAACGUUGAUACAAGGGGUAUCUUUAACUCGGAGGGGGAUAUGGUAUGGCUUGGCACACAAGAAGGUCGAGAUGGAUACGACACAAUUGAGUACAUUGCAAGCCUACCUUGGUGCACCGGCAAGGUCGCAAUGGCUGGAAACUCUUGGUUGGCUAUGAGCCAAUGGUUCAUUGCAGCAGAGCGGCCUCCACAUCUCAGUUGCAUUGCACCAUGGGAGGGAGCUAGUGAUUUCUAUCGCGAAACGCUCUGUCGCGGAGGGGUCCCAUAUAAGCCUUUUUGGGGGUUUCUCUCUAAUGUUAUGUUCGGGAGAAAUCAACAGGAAGACGUCCUCGCUAUGCUGGAACGCUAUCCUUUUAUGAAUGAGUACUGGGCCGACAAGCGGGCUGAUAUCUCCCGGAUUGAGGUCCCCGCAUACGUCCUUGCCAGCUUUUCUACUGGACUACAUACUGCUGGAUCCUUUCGUGGAUACCAAGAGAUUUCUCAUGAACGCAAGUGGCUGCGAGUUCACUCGACCCAAGAGUGGCAUGAUAUAUAUAAAGAGGAAAAUGUCGUAGACUUGUGCCGUUUCCUAGAUCGCUACACUAAAGGGAUCGAAAAUGGAUGGGAAAACMCCCCGCCAGUCCGACUAUCCAUUCUACAAUUUAACAAACCAGCCAUUGUGAACCAUGUGUUCCCCUCCUGGCCAGUUCCGAAAACACGAUAUGAAAAAUUAUAUGUAGCCGGCAGUGGCCAAUUAGCUUCCCGACCAGCUCAGACGGCUUCAUCUCAACUAUACCAAGCUGAUGUCAAGGCUCUACAAAUUGACCAAGAUUCGGAAGAGUUACUCUUCACUCAUACAUUCACCGAAACGACUUACCUGAUCGGGGCGUCCAAGGCUGUUCUGUAUAUGAGCUGUCCAUCACAUGACGAUCUAGAUGUUUUUGUUCAGCUACGAAAGGCUUCAAGUGAUGGUGAAAUCCUCCAAAACAUAAACAUACCCCUUGAGGAUUUGGGUCUGUCCGAUGCCAAAGAUGUGGUGCCGGUCAAUACAAAUAUCUACCUCGGUCCAAGCGGUAUACUACGAGCAAGUCACCGCGUCAUCGACCAAACUCUUUCCCAUGGAAACGAGAUCGUUUACUCACAUACAGCCGAGAAAGCGCAAAAAGUAAGACCUGGCGAUAUCGUUCGACUGGAAAUUGCCAUUUUACCCUCAGCUAUCAGAUUUGAGGCUGGAGAAAAGCUGAUUCUCAAGGUUGCGGGCCAUCCACUGAUAUUAGCUGAAUUUGAACCACUUCGAGGGGGGUUUGUCGCCGAGAAUCGUGGACUUCACUGUGUACACUUUGGAGCACAAUUUGAUAGCCAUGUUCAAAUUCCUUUGGUGAAUCUUUGA